CGGUGCCUGCGGAGAGGCGCCAUCUUGGAGGCUGGCAGUGGUGGCGACGGUGGCGACUCGGGCUCUGCGCGGCGCCAGCGGGACAGAAGACCGGCUGCUGAGAGAGGCUCCCUCCCUCCUGGGGUUCGGUAAAGUCCCUGCGCGCCGGAGACGAAGUCCUGGGUCUCUUCCCUGCCCCCCCUUUCCCGCCGCAGUUAUCUGAACAGGGGCCUCCUGGUAUUGAAUUUCCCGCGGCCUAGUAACGGCCUAGCGUUGUUUAUUUUUGAGGCCUGUCUCGGUCAUCUUCUCGUCUUCUUCGCGGGCCCUUUAUUUGCUCUUUGGUUUUGUUGAACUUUCUAUGAGAGUUGGUUCCCCGGAUCUUCUUAGUCUGCCCCUUUGCGCGUCCAGCCCAGCCCCGCUAAGUAAAGUUUAUCAAUAUUGCCGCUUUCUCAGCUCUCUUCCUGCGCUCUGUGACUUUCCCUGUCCUUUAAGAGAUGUUUGAGGAGCUCUUUCUUUACUCCUACUCAUCAGAAGCCUUGUAAGGAUCUAGGAAAGUGUCGGGUGGAUUGGCCUGACUCCAAAGAUAAUAAACAUAAGUGUAUCUUAAUUUCUGGGCCCACGUCACUUCCCGGUCCGAGCAGUUAUAGCCUGGGCUUGCCAUUUCUAGCAGCACUGAUAUUCCCCUGUGGGCUGCUCACAGUAUGACGAAAUCCUGUGGUCUUCUUUUGCCUAAAAAACUGCAGAAAUAGUAUUUAGUGUAGUUGGGGUUACUUCAGUAGUUGGAUUCUUUUGUUCUUCGAAUUUUUCUAGAAAACAACUAUAGAUGUUCUGUAUUAGUAUGUGAACACUUUAAAAAAGGUAUAUAGCCCUUGUAGACAAAAAUACAAUAGUGUUGUGGCAUUCAGUUUGUGGCACUGACUUUCACUUCCAAAGCAAGGGUCAUGCUGUAUUAAAAUUUGUGUUUUUGAAAGCAGACCCUUUACUUCUUAAAAUCUGCAUUCAGUUAGGCAUCUGAAGAAAGUGGACGUUUAUAUUUCUGAAGUUUAGUGUGUAUUAAGUGCCAUUCUAUGUAGGUCUGCUAGAAUUUUGCUCAGCUCUAUUCAUUGAGGCAUACUUUUGGGAAGGUAUUCUUAGAAUGGCCUACUAAGUUACAGUUGCCAUUAUAAUAAAACUUCUGAAUUCUUUGAACAUUCACUUAGGAUCUAUAUGAAGACUGAAUAUGCCCAUUUCUCCAAUCACCCACACAGGAGAUGCAGCACUUUUAGUGGAAAAAGCCUGUGGCUUCUUCCUAGUGUACAGAUGACAGUGAGAGAAACUGAGUAAUAUGUUAAAACUGAGAAGGAAGGGUUAAGGAUUAAGAGUAGCUCCAUUCUGUAUGUGGCACUUGCUUUUGGCAUGGAUACUGUGGUCUUUCCCAGAAGUUUGCGAAUGACAGACACACAGUAAACACCAGUGUACAUGAGUCUGAAAGCCCUGAUUGGGUUGCAGCAUUCUGCACAAGUACUUAAAGAUAUGAUCUUAUAUUCAUAUGGUACAUGUUUGCUACAGGAAAUGCUGUGUGAUGAUAGUGCUUCAACAGAAAACAUUAUUUCAACAAAGCGUAGAAUAGUUCAAAGAGAAAACCAUGGCAAAACACCCAUCUCUGCAAAUUAGAUUGCAGAUGAGAAAAUCAGCAAUAGUGGAAUUUACGGUUAAAGACAUGCAGUGGUUAAAGACAUUGAGUCACAAUGUACCUGGUCUGUCACUUGCUCCCAUGCAUUAUGAUCUUCAAGUAAAAAAAUGCCAUUUUAUUUGAACCUGGUUUAACACAAACUUAUUCCUCAUAGUAUUACCAUGGGAUGUUAUAAAUGUAUUCUUGAUGAGGCAGUGUGUAAGUGUACAUGAAAACUACUGCUUUUGAGUCCUUUAUCUGAAACAAAAGCCCUUAUGUGUCUUGCUUCAAAGCCCAUUUGUGGUAUUUCUGUAACAGGCAAUGGACUAUUGAAUCUGCCAGAACUGAAAAUAACAUGGCUAGUGCAGGCCCAGUGACACACUUGUUGGCAAAUAGCCAUAAAUUGUGGUAGUAACUUUCCUUGUAUCUAGCAGACUAAAUGCCAAAUAGGACAAGACUCGGUCUGAGAACACAGGUCUGUUCCAGUUCUGAUAGUCUUGAGCAGCUGAUGUUCCUAGAAAUGAAUUUCAAAAAUCUGAAUUAUUGGGUUUUUUUCAUGUAGGCCUUGGGCUUCAUCAUAUGUGAGAUUAUUCAGUUCCAUGAAAUAGAGGGAUAGUAAAUAGAACUGUAGCUGUAGUUUCUAUUCUGUGCUUUAGCACAGUGUGCUGCCUUAGAAGAAGAAAAUGUGCUCUCCUGUUUUUCCAUCAGAACUGCCUUCUUUAUGGUCUUUAAAGCAUCUCCAUGUGCAUGCUCACAACAUCCCCAGUGUGACAGCAUAUUAGCAGAUUGCUUGCUUGAUAGUCAAGUGUAAUGAGAGAGUUGAUGUGAGCCCAAGGAUUAGAAUGUGAAAGUUUGUCAUACUGUACUUAGAUCAUUAAGUUCACAUUGUGCUGCUAAGAAUGAAACUGCCUUUUUCUGGCACUUGCUCAAGAGCUAACCAGUAAUCAUUUAGCUCUUAGAAGCAUGCAUAUGAUGGCAACACAAAAUUGUGCAACUUUUCCAAGAGUACAUAUGCAGUCUUGAGAAUCAAGUUGGCCUUCAAACAAUAUGCCAAUUGUCAAAGUACAGUAGCAUUAUUUCAUUAUUUGUCUAAAUUGGAUUAAUAAAUUAUGAAGCAAUAUUUUUUACUGUUAAAGGAAUGUAUUAAUUAAUAUUUUCUGAGAAAUGUAAAUUAGUUGCUGUUGAGGAACAUUUUGGUACAAAAGUGAGUUAUGAUUAAAUAUAAAUUUGAUUUGUUCUUUUUCCUUAAUGUAAACUGUGCACUACUAUCAUUUAGUACAAGUAAAUAAAAUUUAAGUACCAAGUAAGAAAAAACCCACUAAACUUGAGUUUUUGGUGGGUUGUUUAGUUUUUAAAAUAUGUAAUUACCCUUUAUGAAAAAAAGCAGCAUAGAUGACUAAUUUAAAAAACAAAAACAAACACACCAAAAGCAGCAACUUCUCCUUUCUCUAUUUUAGAUUUGGGGAAAUUCCCUGCCAAAAAAAAAUCCAGGAAAUACACUAGUAUUUGUGUGAGUAAAAGGUUCUAACCUUUUAUUAUUCAACUAUAAGAAAUAUUUUUAGAGGCUAAACUAUGUUCUUUUAAUUAACAGGAUUUUCUUUUUUUUUUUCUGUGGCUGUGGUUGUUUGCUUGGAGUUUGGAUCCAGAGUAUCCUGUCAAUCUUUAUCAACAAUAAGCAGCCUCAGAUAUUGCACCUAUGUAAGCUUUUUGCAGUGAUAAGGAAAAAAACUAUACUGAAGAUAAGAAUUCAAAGAUCUUAAAAGCAAAAUUAAAUCACCUUUCCAAAAUCUCACAUAAAGCAAAUUGGUUUUGAAAGCACUAUGUCAUGCAGUUAUGUUCUCCAUAAAAUUUCAUUGCAACUUAAUUUGUCUAAAACCGAUGGUUGUAAGAUUGAUUGUAUAUAUGUGUACCCCUUGUGUCUUGCACAUAUAUACAACAUACAUGUUAUCAAUUUAUAUUCUCAACCAAUGUUACCUGAUUCGUAAACUACUGACCAGAAAAUGUAUUUAUAUGCAGUUGCAAUUACAUCAAUUCUCCAAAUUUGACUUUAAACUUUAAAUUGAAAAUAGCCUAAACAUCAUUUUUAAUUGCCCCUGUUUGUGUAUACAUUGUUGCAUGUAUAGACACAUUUAUGUAGAUAUACACUUGUAUAUAUACAUAAGUUUAUACGUACAAGUAUGUUUUUAUUAUACAGUUAAUAAAGGCCGGGGAAGAUUUUUCCUUUUUCCCAAUAGGUGAAGAAAUCUUGAAGACCAGAAAUUGAAAAUUAUGUAUUAAUUAAAAAAAAAAGCUAAAUUGUCCGGCUGUGGAAGAUGGAUCUUCUUCUUUGCAGCCGCUUUGAAACACAAGUUCAUCUUUAAAUGAACUGUUUAUUUUGAAGAGGCAAUGAGCCAUCAGUGUCUCCAGUCUUCCUGAUUGUUCAAAUGGACUUGCUUCCUCCAGUAGUUGUUCACCCUCUGUCUGAAUUUUGAAUGAGGAUGAGAUGUGUUUCCUGGCAGUGUGAGGAAGAAAAGUGUUUCUAUUCCAUUGUUAUCAAUUCAUGGAUUGAGUGUUGAUUCGGCCUACAGGAGAAAAAUAACUGGAAGUCUUUGAAGACAGAGUUGAUUGCUAAACUUCUCCAGAUAAUAUAUUGAAGAAGAUAGCAGAAGGUCUACAGAAGAUUUGGGCCGGUUUAAACAAAGUUGCGGCCAGCCGUCACUUGGAAGCCUGUGUUAAAUUGUCACGUUCCAGGAUAACUUACAGUGAAAUUAUAACUCAGUAUGACUAACCAAGGAGAUGAUUGUUAUUUUUAUUUCUACUCCACAUGUGCCAAGGGAGAUAGUUGCCCUUUCCGUCACAGUGAAUCUGCCCUGGGGAAUGAAACUGUCUGCACCCUCUGGCAGGAAGGUCGAUGCUUCAGGAAUGUAUGCCGGUUUAGACACAUGGAGAUUGAUAAAAAACGUAGUGAGAUUCCAUGCUACUGGGAGAAUCAACCAGUGGGAUGUCAGAAAUUGAACUGCGCAUUCCACCACAACAAGGGGCGCUUUAUUGAUGGGCUUUUCCUACCUCCAAGUAAAAAUAUUCUCCCAAAUGUGACUGAAUCUGUAGAAGAAGAUAUAAAGACAACACAGAUUCCACUGCAACAGAAUAAGCUUUCUGUCCAGUCCAAUCCAUCCCCGCAAUUGCGUGGGGUCAUGAAGGUGGAAAACUCUGAAAACGUCCCCAGCCCUACACAUCCCCCUGUUGUAAUUAACGCUGCAGAUGAUGAUGAAGAUGAUGAUGAUCAGUUAUCUGAAGAAGGAGAUGACUCUAAAAUGACUCCUCAGCAAACCAGUGCAGAGAGUCAUAAUGGAUUACGGGUCGUUUCUACUCGGAAAUCGACGGUUAGCACAAAAAAAGAUGACAAUUUAAAUUUUGGAAUAAAAACUCUUGAUGAACUCAAGUCAAAGAAGCUGAAAGAAAAGUCAAAGAAGCAAGGCGACAACCCUAUUGAAGUUGCUCUUCAAGCCCAGACCCUUCCAGGCCCACAGAAGGAAAAUGUACGAACUGUGGUCAGGACAGUGAUGUUAUCUACAAAGCAAGGAGAGGCACCUCGGGUUAGAUUGACUCUUGCAGAGAGACUAGGGAAACGGAAAACAUCUAUAGUUGCUGAGAGUGGUGUUCCUCUAAAACGCAGCCUUGCUGAAAGACUGGGAAAGAAAAUAGACUCUGUAGACAGUGCUGAGAACACAUCAAAGAAAGAUUAUGCUGCCAAACCUGCAGGUGAAAUCCGUGUAAAAACACUUGAAGAAAUCCGCUUGGAGAAAGCCAGCCAAAGAAAAGGAGAAAUUCCACCCAAGGGUGAAGUUGCUUGUACAACGAAUGAUCCCAGUCCAGUCUCAAAACCCUCCCCUGCAAUCAGGAUUAAAACCUUUUCUGAAGUCCUGGCUGAGAAGAAGCAGAGACAACUGGAACAAGAGAGGAUAAAAGCUGAAAAAGGGAGCCUUGGCAAUCCAAAGCCCGAUGGUGAGCCUCAGAAGGAGGGCUCUCUGGUUUCAGUUGUCUCUAGUAGAAGAAAACUGGAGGAGCCUUCAGGCAAAGCCAAGGGCUUCAGGGAGGUGCACAUCAAAACACUGGAAGAGAUUAAGCAAGAGAAGGCUCUCCGCCUGCAGCAGAGUGGAGAAAACAACUCAAAAGUGCACAUGCAAUCUGAGUGUGCUGUCCUUGGGAAGAGAUUGCUCUGCAUUACAAAGCCAACAGCCCCUGGAAGGGAAGAAAAGAAGCUCCUGGAACGGAAAUCCUCGCCCAGAAUGUUUCCAGCAGAUGCCACUGCAAAGCCGUUGGAUGGCAGUGCCAGCAAUUCACAUUCUAAAGUCUAUGUGAAGAGCUUAGAAGAAAUAAGGAAGGAGAAGCAACGGAUAAAUCAGCAACAGGGGGGGAACCUCCUCGAGGAACACGUGACCGCGCCAUCUGCUGGGGAAGAACCGGCUGCAAAGAAGGCCCUAGUGAUUACCAGUUCAGAGUCCUCAGUGACAAAAGAGAAAAUCCGUCCAGUUACAAAGAGGGUGCUGGUGAGAUCCCAAGAAGCAGCGCCAGAUGAUGUGGGAUCAGAAGAGUUGGGGCUUUCCACUCAGGCUGUGGAGCGACGAGCUAAAGCCAAACCCAGGGUGAGCAUGAUGAAGCCAUCUGGAGUAAAAGCCACAUCUCCGGCAAAGCAGGCAUUGAAACGGAAAGCAUCUGAAUGUCACCCCACUGCUAUUGCAGCAGUGAAACCUCUGAGCCCUGUCCCAAACCCAAGCACAAAGGAGCUCUCAUCAGAAAACAUGGAUGAGACAAGUGCUCUGGGCUUUGCCAAAGAUGCUGUGGCCACUGUUUCUGAGCAAGAGAGUUGUAAAAUCAGAUCUGAGCCACUCAUAGAUAACCAGGAUGAGACAGUGAGCUCAACUUCUUCCCCUGCAGCUGUGAGGACACACAGGCUCAGCUCGACAGGAGCUGGGAAGUCACACGCUUCAAUUGAAGAUGACUUUGAUAAGCUGAUCUGGGAAAUUUCAGGAGGCAAACUGGAAGCAGAGAUUGAUCUGGAUCCUGGAAAAGAUGAAGAUGACCUCCUGCUAGAACUUUCUGAAAUGAUUGACAGUUGAUUCUUGCACAUAAUUCCUUUUUUGAAAGAAAAUUAAAUAUGUAUAUUUUGUUAGAUAACUGAGACUACCCCUUUCUAGCUGAAGAAUUCUAACAUGUCUUAAAGCACACUUGAACUGGUUGAAGAAAUUGGUAGUAGCUUCAUUAAGUUGCCCUGAAUUGCCCUGCUGGUCAGAUGGAUGUCUCGUCAGAGCUCUCCACUUGAUGCCCACUUGAGAACAAAACCACGCACGUUUCAAUUUGAGAAGAUCUGGUUGUCAUUCAUCAUUCCAUGAAGGUUCCAUUUGUGCUGCCAGCUUAAUGAUCUUCAAGAGGAUUUUUAUUAAACCAUUGUGUUUGUUUUCCAGUUAUGUGUGCAAAGCUGUUUGUCCUUAUAUUUCAAAGCUUCCUCUUGCCUUGUGAUUUUUAUAUUUAAUUUCUGUAUUCUAGAGUUAAUGUGUCAACUCUUCACAUAUUAUUUUUUAAUUUGAUACAAGGUCAGCAAUGCAGCUUAAAAUGAGGAGCAUGAACAGUAGGUAAUCUUGGACCAAGCAUGCUGCCAAAGUACAGCAGGGAUUUGUUCCUCCUUAGUAUUGAAAACGAUGCAGUAUGUUCAAAUGAAACAUUGGAAAGCAUUUUAUAUUUUAUCUUCCCAAUCAUUCUGUUCUAGCUGGAAUGCUUCCUACUGCCAAGCAUAAAUUCAUGAGGCAAAUUAUAGAUGUCCCUGUCAUGCUCCUGUGUCCUUUCACCAUAUUGUGAAGGUAUGCAAAAUUAUUCUCAGGUUCUAUUCUCUUUUCCUACACUGAGCACUGGAUGGCCCACUGUGCUGGCAUUGCUCGGGCCAUCUUUGGCAAGGCUUUGGAAUGCUAUUCUAUUUUCCCUUGCCCAAACUGUAUAAUGAUUUUGAAUUUUUGUCCUCUGAACUUGCUUGGCACUCAGUGACCAAGCAUUUGUAACUUGUAUUUGUGGACUCUCUGUGAACACUUCAGUGUUCCCUUCUGUUGCUGUUCAGUCUUGCCUCCACGUUUUUCAACCAUGUUAUCCUUCAAUUUGCUAUAUUUUAAUUAGUCCAAUCCUUCUUCUUUACUUUUUGCAAUGGUAUUGGGAUGGGAUACAAAAUGUGUUUGUGGUUGUGUUCUUAGAACCCAAUUCCCCAGGAUUAUCUACUGUAAAUAUAUUCAUUUCUUUGGGGGGAAAACUGUGCUCUGCAAAUUCACUUGAAGGUCAAAAAAGACUUGUUUUUAAAUGUAUUCAACAACGGCUGUGAUAAAGAAACUACUAGAGAAGACAGAACUUACAGAGAAGAUAGAACCAAUGAUUUCAAAAUACCAACAGACUUGCAAUGGAACUUUUGGUUGACUGUGUAUGAAACUGACUGACACGCUCUGGAGACUGAAAAGCUUUUCAGUGUUGUUUUCAGUAGCUGCUCUUUGCUUAAGAAGAAAUUGGUAUCUAUUUUCUUCACUUUGCUCCUUUGUAAUCUGAUGAUUGGAUUUUAAGUAUGUCAUGUUAUUUUCUGUAAAUUGUAAUCCUUGUUUUCUAUUGAAGACAUUACCUAAAACACACAUGUUCACCAUAACUUUAAACAGUUUUACAAGACAAAUGUAAUUGUGUUUUAAAUAAAGCUAAUGUAAGAAAAUGUAUUAGAAAGCAAAAGGUGUUCAAUACAUGAGUAGAAUAGCAUUUCUUUAUCUGCCCUAGCAUCUUAGCCUCUCAGCAUCAAAAACCAGGACGUUCAUGUGCAGGAUAUUUAGUUCUACACUAGAGAUAGUUAUUGGGCUAUAUUAGAAGUCUGAAAUAUGUUCUGAGCUAAGGAUUCUGAUCGUUAUGAUUUUGUUGCACUUUUGCUUUCUGUAAAAUUGGGGGGGGGGUUGUAUGUUAAAUAUGUAGUAUGUUUGCUCACCUUUUUUCAAGCUCAUCUGGCCCAAGAAUUCCAAAACUAGGCAAGAUUUCAGUGUUGUUAAACCAUUUAUAAACAGCCAGUGCUCAGCUUCUCUAUGGUACAUGUGAUAGUAACAACUUCCUUUCAGAAAGCCCAAUAAAGAAGUGGUACAAGAUGACAUUUUUCAACCAGCCUUUGGAGGGGAAAUCAGGAUAUAUUUUAAAGUAGAAUUACUGUUUUCUCCUAACUAUUGACUAUCACCAAGUGAAUGCUUGGGCAAUGUGAGUGCAACGUGGCUACCAUCAUAAAGGUUUUUCCAAUCUCAUCA
Messenger RNA from Sphaerodactylus townsendi, 8916 nucleotides. It is a transcript of the gene ZC3H11A, whose product is annotated as zinc finger CCCH-type containing 11A. Gene Ontology annotation, molecular function: metal ion binding. NCBI's taxonomy places the organism in Eukaryota, Metazoa, Chordata, Lepidosauria, Squamata, Sphaerodactylidae. Bases 4390 to 6729 code for a protein of 779 amino acids. The record is from RefSeq and is a predicted model, not a curated record. The transcript is spliced from 16 exons.